AUGGACGCAAACGAUAAUGAGAACGGGAAAGACCCAAGAUGCACACAAGUUACGGUGAUGAAAGUGGCGAAUAUCGCGGUAGGAUUCUUUAUGAGCAACCUACCAUUUCUACGCAACAACUUCAGUGCCGAUGCCAACAUGGCGCUCGGCUACGUAGCCGAAUUCGGGAUGAUCUGCCACAUGUUCGUCACGGGCCUUCAAAUCGACCCCGAAAUAUUCAGUCACUUACCCGUUCGCGAAACAAAGGUAGCAUGCACAGGGUUACUCCUCACUUUCCUACUAGGAGUUUUCAUAACACCAUUUUUACAUCUUAGUUACAAGCCGAGCCUCGAAUUCGACGUCUUCAUCUCUCUCGUUCUCUGUGGGACCGCCUCCCCACUCCUCACUCGCAUCAUCAACGACCUCAAAAUAGGCAAAUCUGACAUCGGCCGUUUUUUAAUCUCAACCGCGGUCAUAUCUGACCUCAUUUCCAUCCUUUUAUUUACCACAGGGUAUAUUAUUUUCAACCCCGUGGAGGGGUUCAUGGUCCGAAAAGUCGGAGAGAUACUUCUCAUGCUAGGAGUUCUAGUUUUACAAAUCAUUUUAUCUGCUAAAUUUAUACCAUUGCUUAUGAGAUGGGUUGAUAGUCACAACCCACCCGGGAAGUUGAUGAAGGGGUCGCAUUUGAUCGUGUCAUUAGCGAGUCUUGUAUUCGUGGGUAGUCUUUCGCCGUUGAUCGCGCAUUUUAACAUGAUGUUAAGUGGGUUUUUGGCUGGGAUUGUGAUGCCUAGGGAUGGAAGGUUGUCCAAGUUGUUGGCUGGGAAAGUGAAGUAUUUUUUUGGGCUUUUGUUCUUCCCAGCUUUCAUGUUUUGGGUUGGUUUUGAAGUUGAUUUUAGUGGGUUUGAUGGAGGGAAUAUACUCACUUGGGCUAGUAUAUUGUUCUUGUUUUUGACCAUACUUGUUGGGAAGGUUGUAGGGUGUCUCCUUUCAGGGGCUAUGUUGGGCUUUCAUUGGCAGGACUCAGUGGCUUCAGGAUUGCUUCUAAGUAUCAAGGGCCAUUUUCAUAUUUUCAUGGCUAUCUUGGCUAAGCAAACAAGCAUUCUAGAACUUCAAUCACAAAACAAAGAGCUUUCAAUGACGAACAUAUCCAUCGGAUAUACCUUGGUGAAAGUGGGUCCCGUUGGAAAUCCGUCGGUUACUUUGUCAAGAAAGAUGUCAUUGAGAAAUAUAAUUAGUCCCUCAGACAGUGUAGUUAUGGUACUAGUGAGUUUCCUCACCUUCAUCUAUGCCCCAAUGGUCGUUAAAAACAUCAUUGAUCGCGCAAGAAAGCGAUCCCCAACACAACAAAUGGCACUCCAAUGGCUCAACCCAUCAACCGAGCUGCGAAUGAUACUAUGCCUCCAUGGUCCCGAAAACAUUCAAUCCUCCAUUAACCUCAUGGAGAUUUCCCAAGGUCCAGCAGGACCAAGAAUGAUGGUUUAUGUAAAUGAUAUGAUAGAAUUGACCGAAGCGAUUGCAUCUACACUAGCGCGUGGCGAAGGAGUGGACGCAAUGGCUAUAACGGAUGAAGGUAUUUUGGAGAUGAGAGAAACCAUCACGAACAAAGUAAAUAGUUACGUAGAGGACCAAUGUGAAGGGAUUGAUGUGAAAAGAUUGCUUACGCUUUGUCCUCUCGCGACUAUGCAUCACGAUAUUUGCGCGAUCGCAGAAGAAAUGUUGGCGUCGAUGAUCAUCCUACCGUUCCACAAGAAUCAGCAAGCAAAUGGGACGUUCAACACCAACUAUCUAGAGUUUCGAAGUGUCAACCGGAAGGUUCUACGGCACGCACCAUGUUCGGUUGGUGUAUUUGUGGACCGUGGUCUCGGAUCCAUCCAGUUAUCAAGAUCAACCAAAUGUAUGAAUGCAGCAAUCAUAUUCAUAGCUGGAAAAGAUGAUCGCGAAGCACUAUCUUACGCGAGUCGAGUGGCACGACACCCUGGAGUGAAGCUCACAGUCAUAAGAUUCUUGUUGGACACAAAUGGAAACAAUGUGCCAUCAAGGAUAACAAGGGCAAGAGCCAACACAGCCGAAUACGAGGAAGAAUUGAAACAAGACGACGAGUUUUUUGCUGAUUUUUACGACAAACAUGUAGCCUCGGGACAUGUUGCGUAUAUGGAGAAGUACCUUUCGAACUCAGGUGAGACAUAUUCGACGAUAAAGUCGUUAGAAGGGGAAUACAAUUUGUUCAUUGUGGGGCGAGGAGGACGGGUUAACUCGACCUUAACCGCGGGUAUGAAUGAUUGGGAGGCAUGUCCUGAGUUGGGUCCAAUAGGGGACAUUCUUUCAGCAACUGAUUUUUCAGUAACAGCUUCUGUGCUAAUUAUACAACAACAUAAACUUAGAGGGAAACUCCAGGGUCUACAUGAAGAGUUCUCCAUCAUGUAA
This is a messenger RNA of Helianthus annuus (common sunflower), 2403 nucleotides long. RefSeq names its product cation/H(+) antiporter 28. Gene Ontology annotation, cellular component: membrane; endomembrane system. The transcript has 5 exons. NCBI's taxonomy places the organism in Eukaryota, Viridiplantae, Streptophyta, Magnoliopsida, Asterales, Asteraceae. Bases 1 to 2403 code for a protein of 800 amino acids. Gene Ontology annotation, biological process: proton transmembrane transport; regulation of pH. The record is from RefSeq and is a predicted model, not a curated record. Gene Ontology annotation, molecular function: antiporter activity.